Messenger RNA from Auxenochlorella protothecoides, 321 nucleotides. RefSeq lists its product as hypothetical. The record is from RefSeq and is a predicted model, not a curated record. The transcript has 2 exons. The coding region runs from base 1 to 321 and encodes 106 amino acids. NCBI's taxonomy places the organism in Eukaryota, Viridiplantae, Chlorophyta, Trebouxiophyceae, Chlorellales, Chlorellaceae.
AUGCGUUGUCGCCACGGUAUUCAGCACAGCAGUCGGCACGCAAACAUUGCGCCUCACCCCUGCGAGCGAACAUGCGAGGAUGACGAAGACCCGAUUGCAAGGUUGGAGGGAGCGCACACCACGUGCUGGCCUUUCAGGAGACUCAAGGUGACCACCAGGGUGUUCCAGUCGGAGUCUAUUGAGCAGAGAUACGGGCGCAAUCUCAAAGGCGUGCACCGGCGGCACGAAGGAGGAUCGCUUCGGGGCACGGUCGACCACGACGCGAGAAGACACCUUGGCCUGCGUCAGGGUUUGGGUGUGGAGGGGUGGGGAGGCGCCUGA